Molecule: messenger RNA, 953 nt
Organism: Prorocentrum cordatum
Lineage: Eukaryota; Dinophyceae; Prorocentrales; Prorocentraceae
Source: the annotation of a GenBank genome assembly
AGCGGCUGCUGCUCGCCCACAUGGCGGCGGCUACCGGCGCAGCCGCGGGCCCCUCGGCCGCCCCUGCGGAGGACUGCGGCGUCCCCCCGCCCCCCUCGGACAGCUCCGCCGGCAGCUCCGAGGACCUGGAGCUCGAGGGCGGCGUCCGCGUCAGGGUCUGCGCCGUGGGCGCGCCGGGGGGCCUCUUGGGGCUCACGCUCUGGACCGACGCCGAGGGCGUGGUGCUGCUCGAGUGGCAGGUGGCCGCGGCGCCAGGGGGGCCCUGGCAGCCGCCCCCACGCCCCUGGCCGGCGCAGUCCGGGCUCGACGGCCCCGUGCUGCAGACGGCGCUGGGCGGCGGUGGCGCCGCGGGCGGGCAGUACGCGGACCUGGCGCCAGGCCCCUGGGCCAGCCUCCGCUGGCGGCUGCUGUGCCUCGGGCCGCCGCUCCGGCGCCUGCCUGCGGAGAUGCGCCCGCUCUCAAGCGGCGCCGGGUCUGGCGCGGACCUGGCGGAGCCUCAGCCGGCGCGCGAGGGCGACGGCGAGGCCGAGGAGCUUACGCGUGCCGGGGACGCGGAGUUCGACUCUGGCUCCGAGGUAGAGCGGGCGCUGCCGGGGGCGGUGGUGCGGCUGCGGUUGGGGUCGGGGCGAAGAGGCGGGCCUGCGGCGGAGGCCACAUCAGGAAAGGAAAGGGAAGGAAGCAUCACUUUCCGGAGGACCGCGCAGAUGUUUUGGAUUCCCGGCGCGCUCCGCGCGCCAGGUGGGGGUGCGCUCCGCCCACCACCCCUGGCGCAAUAGUUAGGUGCAACGCCAGGUGGGGGGGGGGCGGGGGCGGCCCGUCCACCCACCUCCCCGCCAUAAGUACGGGGGUUGCCAAGUCCCUGUGGACACCCAAGGGCACCAUAAACCUUUCAAGCACCAAAGAUGGGCACCAUGAGCCUACCGCAACCGAACGAGGUAUACCAUAUGUCCUCC